AUGGCUGCGCCAAAGAUUUAUUUCGGUACCGUUCUGUUCAACGCAGACCAGGGCUACAAGUCGGCCGAAGACGUCAAGCCAUGGCUCGACGCCUUGUUGGAGAGCAAAGACGCCAUCAGCGGAGUCGAUACCGCCGUUGCCUUCCGCGAGUGCCAGGACUACUUGGGCCAGCUCAACUUCGCGUCGCAUUUCUCUAUUUCCACCAAGGUGACAGGUGGUGCUCACCCAAUGCUGACCGCGACAAAAGACAAUGUCAUUGCCCAGGCCAAAGACUGCCUGAACAAGCUAGGCGUAGAGCAGGUCGACGUUCUGUACCUGCAAGCUCCGGAUGCACGCGUCCCCUUCGAAGAGACGCUUGCUGCCAUUGACGGUCUUUACAAAGAGGGCGUCUUCAAACGGUUUGGCAUUUCCAACCACACGGGCGAGCAAAUCGAGCAAGUUGUUCAGAUAUGCCAAAGCAAAGGCUUUGUCGUUCCCUCCGUGUUCCAGGGCAGCUACAACGCUAUUGCGCGUCUGCCCGAGACGCAACUGCUCCCCGUUCUGCGUAAGCACAACAUUGCGUUUGUGGCGUACAGUCCCAUCGCGGGCGGCUUCUUCGCCAAGACGUCGCAGCAGUUCCGCGACCAGUCUCUCCAGGGCCGCUGGAACAAGGCAGGGCUUUUCGGAAAGCUGUACCAGUUCCAGUAUAACAAGCCUGCGGCACUCGAGGCGCUGGACAAGUGGCACGAGAUUGCCAAGGCCGAGGGCAUUUCGGGCGUGGAAAUGGCGUACCGCUGGCUGGCGCACAACUCUGCCCUAGAUGCCUCCAAGGGCGACGGCAUGAUUAUUGGUGCAUCGAAUGUUGAGCAGUGGAAGAGCAACCUCGCGGCGAUCAAGAAGGGCCCUCUGAGUGCCGCGGUGGCGGCCAAGAUUGACGCUCUUUGGGCGCCUUUGGAGGCGGGUUCUGUUCUCGACAAUUUCCAUGCUGUCAAGGCACUCAUGGGGGCUGGGCCUCCCAAGUAG
Metarhizium robertsii ARSEF 23 is the source of this 1002-nucleotide messenger RNA. Its product is annotated as Aldo/keto reductase. Gene Ontology annotation, cellular component: cytosol. NCBI's taxonomy places the organism in Eukaryota, Fungi, Ascomycota, Sordariomycetes, Hypocreales, Clavicipitaceae. The record is from RefSeq and is a predicted model, not a curated record. Bases 1 to 1002 code for a protein of 333 amino acids. The transcript is spliced from 2 exons.